Molecule: messenger RNA, 2652 nt
Organism: Centropristis striata (black sea bass)
Lineage: Eukaryota; Metazoa; Chordata; Actinopteri; Perciformes; Serranidae
Gene: sdcbp2
Product: syndecan binding protein (syntenin) 2
Exons: 9
Coding region: 139-1047 (302 amino acids)
Cellular component (GO): cytoplasm; plasma membrane
Molecular function (GO): protein binding
Source: RefSeq, a predicted model, not a curated record
CAGUGACAUCACUUUCCAGAAUUCCCCUUCAGCAAGACGGAGAUCCAGAGAGCGACGAGAGAGAAGAAAACCGAGAAAACAGGAGUUCGCUGCUGUCUGGAAGUGUUUCUGCCGCUUUUACAACCAAGACUUUAAAGGAUGUCCCUGUAUCCAUCCCUCGAGGACCUUAAGGUCGACAAGGUGAUCAAGGCCCAGGCCCAGUAUGCCCAGACUGCCACCCCCAUGCCAGCCAUCACCGAGGGAACCUACCAGCCUCAGCCUGUCACUGCUGGGAUGCCAGGAUCAAGCUUGUAUCCGAACCUGGAGGAGCUGGGAGACUACAUGGGUCUGGCCCUUAACAGUGAUGAAGUCCAGAGGAACCUGGCCUUAUUGCCUGUGGCUGACAAUCAAGUGGCCGUGCCCUCCAGCUCAGGUAUCGGGGGGAUGGUGCGGCCGGUGACGGGGGCGGACGUUGGCGUCAGGAGGGCCGAGAUCCGCCCAGGGCUGCGUGAGAUUAUCCUCUGUAAGGACCAGGACGGGAAGGUGGGACUCCGGCUCAGGGCCAUCGACAACGGAGUGUUUGUCCAGCUGGUGCAGGCUAACUCCCCCGCGGCCCUGGCCGGGCUGCGUUUUGGAGACCAGGUGCUUCAGAUCAACGGGCAGAACUGCGCCGGCUGGAGCGUAGACAAGUCCCACAAGGCCCUGAAGGCUGCGGCCGAGACCCGCAUCGAGCUCGUGGUCAGGGACAGGCCAUUCCAGCGCACCGUCACCAUGCACAAAGACAGCUCCGGCCACGUGGGCUUCAUCUACAAGUCCGGUAAAAUCACCUCCCUGGUCAAGGACGGCUCUGCUGCCCGCAACGGCCUGCUGACUGAGCAUUUCAUCUGUGAAAUUAACGGACAAAACGUUAUUGGACUCAAGGAUUCUCAGAUCAAGGACAUUCUGACCACCUCCCCGACCGCCAUGACCAUCACCAUCAUGCCCAAGUUCAUCUAUGAACACAUGAUUAAGAGGAUGUCGACUGGUCUCCUGCGUUCAGCCAUGGAUCACUCUGUCCCAGAGGUGUGAAGACCAGCAGGAGGAUUGAAAACUGUCAGGAUGUCUAUAAUACAGAGAUGUCUCUCUCUCUCUCUCUCUCUCUCUACCUGUCUUUAUCUUUCUCUUUUCUCCUCACUCGUAUCUUUGUCGCUCUCUCUCUCUCUCUCUCUCUCUCUGUCUUUCUGUCUUCAUACCAAACCACCUCCUGCAUCACAAUCAUCUCCGUCGCAAUUUCUCAUCUCUAACAUCAUCUUAAAAUGCCUUUUUUUCUAUUCUCCAGCUGUCGAGUAUAGUCUUUACCUUUUCUACAUUUCCCGCAUCUCUGUUGAAAUGUCUAGUACCUUUUAUACGUUAACCUCGUAGUCUAAGUAUUACAUGUUUCUUCUUCUUGUUUUGUAUUUGAGAUCAAGGACAGUACAAAAUGUUUUUUCUUUUUAAAGCCAUGCACACGUUUCAUGAGUCCAGAGCUUCCUCCUCAUUGUGGAGAUGAACCAUUGACGUUUCAUCUUGUCAAAAUGCUGUAACAGCUGAAGGUCAGUCAUCAGAGCCCUGCCAUGUAGAAUACGGCUGUGCUCCCAGUCCCUGCACUCGGCCCCUAAUGUGUUAAUAAUCCAAGCUGAAUUAAGUUUGCUGACCUGAUUCUAGAUUCAAGUGUCAUUUUUACCCGGCCAGUAAAACUUUUAGAAAAGGUUGUUUUUACUUCAUACCAUAUAGUGGUAAAAUAAUUAUGGCAUCGAGUUAGUUAUUUUUCUUUAUGUAGAUACCACACAUCUCUAACAUUUAAUCAAGUUUGCAGUUUCCGGCGUCUCCAAGAGACGGCGAGGUAUCAUUGUUCCACAUUUCCUGUUUCUGUGGAGAAAUGUCAUGAUGAGGCUCUGAUGGGUUGAAUCUGAAGGUACUGGGAACACUGUGUGCACAUUCCAGGGGAAAGUGUAGGGAAAGAGGCAGCAGUAGGUGUUUGUUGCCCCAUGAAGCUGGAACUUAGCCCUGUCCACAAACACCGGUGAAAGGCCCAAAUAGGCAAAAUCAUUGACGUGAUCAGACAGUUAGGAAGAUGUUUGAACCUUCAUUUUCAAAGGGGGUUGUUGUUGUUUGUGUGGACAGGGUGUGUGCUGGGCGGACCCACUAAGUGCACUUUCCACUACCUUUUAAGAGGUUGUCUUUCCUGUGUCCAUUUCAACAGUUAAGUUUUUUAUUAUUGUGUUUGUGGUGCCUCAUGUUAAUGAGAGAACUCAUGAAAACAAACUUGUAUGUUACUCAUAAGAAACUGCAAAAAAAUUUGAUGCUGAAAAUCUGCUCAAAUUGAAAGCAUUUCAAUUCCACAUCAGCCAAUGAACUCGUCUCCUCUGCUACGUGUUGCUAGGGGACGUCCCUCGCUAACGAUAUUCCUUCCUUGACUGAUGAGCACAAUGAGACUGAGCAGAGCUCACAGUUGUGAAUUUCUACUUGUUAUAUAAAGUUGCUCCUUUUAAUGCUGUUCAUGUUUGGAUGCAUGUAUUCCUUUAAUUUUCUAGGUAUGCAAUCUGAUAAACAUCACUGUCAUUCUGUAAGAAAAUGCUAGAAAAAUCUAAAAGUUUAUAUACGAAUGUAACCAAGAUAAUAUUGUAAAACAAAUAAACAGUCUUUCGGUUCAGA